Perca fluviatilis (European perch) is the source of this 2503-nucleotide messenger RNA. It is a transcript of the gene nle1, whose product is annotated as notchless homolog 1 (Drosophila). Gene Ontology annotation, biological process: Notch signaling pathway; ribosomal large subunit assembly. The record is from RefSeq and is a predicted model, not a curated record. Gene Ontology annotation, molecular function: protein binding. NCBI's taxonomy places the organism in Eukaryota, Metazoa, Chordata, Actinopteri, Perciformes, Percidae. Gene Ontology annotation, cellular component: nucleolus. The coding region runs from base 147 to 1595 and encodes 482 amino acids. The transcript is spliced from 12 exons.
CAUUACACUCCCAUAAUACCUUGCGUGAGUCCGUUCACUGACAGUCGUUUUGGUAGAAUCUUUCCUCUGAAGGCUCUUCGAUGUUAUACACGUGGGGAGUUUGAACACAUCGCUACCUCGCUAAAGGUGAAGAUCCAACUCCGAGGAUGACGAGUGAGGACGUGGAGCGGCUGUUGAUCCAGUUUCAGGAUGAAGAAGGGGAGGUUCUGGGUUCACCUUUUGAUGUGCCUUUGGACAUCACUCCAGACAAACUACAGCUCGUCUGCAAUGCACUGCUACAGAAGGAGGAGCCAGUGCCACUGGCAUUUUUUGUGCGCGGAGAGGCUGAGGUGGUGUCCAGUCUGAGAUUGUGUGUGCAGGCUCUUGGGGUUGAGACAGAGCAAGUUCUGCCAGUGGUGUACCAGCCUCAGGCUGUGUUCAGGGUUCGAGCUGUGGCCCGUUGUACCAGCACACUACAGGGACACACAGAAGCCGUCAUCUCGACUGCUUUCAGCCCCACCGGCAAAUACCUUGCGAGCGGUUCAGGUGAUACCACAGUGCGUUUUUGGGACUUGAUGACAGAGACACCCCACCACACUGCCAAAGGACACACACAUUGGGUACUGAACAUCGCCUGGUCACCCGAUGGCAAGAAGCUGGCUUCAGGGUGCAAGAACAGUCAGAUCUGUCUGUGGGAUCCAGUGACGGGUACACAGUUGGGAAAGACUUUGACUGGACACACCAAGUGGAUCACUUGGCUCAGCUGGGAACCUCUCCAUCUUAACCCAGAGUGUCGGUACUUGGCCAGUAGCUCCAAGGACGGCUCAAUACGUGUCUGGGACACUGUGUUGGGGCGCUGUGAGAAGAUCCUCACUGGACACACUCAGUCAGUCACCUGUGUAAAGUGGGGCGGAGAUGGACUUCUUUACACAUCCUCCCAGGACAGAACAAUUAAAGUCUGGAGAGCCAAAGAUGGUGUCCAGUGCAGGACUCUACAGGGUCACGCCCACUGGGUGAACACCUUGGCUCUCAGCACAGACUACGUUCUGCGCACUGGAGCUUUUGAACCUGCAACCGCCACUGUCAACCCCCAGGACCUAACUGGAUCAUGUAAGGAUCAUGUAACUUUCUUUAAGGAAACAGCCUUUACUCCUGUUUGCGUGCUGCAGGGUUCAGCUCCAGAGCGCUUGGUGUCUGGAUCCGAUGAUUUCACCUUGUUCAUGUGGAACCCUGCAGAAGACAAGAAGCCUCUGGCCAGGAUGACUGGCCACAGCGCUCUGGUCAAUGAAGUGCUCUUCUCCCCAGACGCCAGGCUCCUCGCCUCUGCUUCAUUCGACAAGUCCAUUAAAAUUUGGGACGGACGCACAGGAAAGUACUUAACUUCCCUGCGUGGCCAUGUGGCAUCUGUGUAUCAAGUGGCGUGGUCAGCGGACAGCAGGCUGCUGGUCAGUGGCAGCAGUGACAGCACACUUAAAGUUUGGGACAUCAAGACUGGGAAGCUGAACAUGGACCUGCCUGGCCAUGCUGAUGAGGUUUAUGCAGUGGACUGGAGUCCUGAUGGACAAAGAGUGGCCAGUGGCGGGAAAGACAAAUGUCUCAGAAUAUGGAGACGAUAGCCACACCUCUGUUCACUUAACUAACUUUGGCAGAGGAUUUCACAUCUUCUCCUAUCAAGAUGCCUGACAGCUGGAGUAAAGGUGGCUACACUGUACCUAAUCCCCCAUUUGGCUUCAGUACACAGGCUGUCAACAAUAGCAUUGUGUCAAGGAGCUCUAACCCAGUUAUGAUGCAAAUGCCCUCUCCAGGUUUCGAAAACCAUGUGGGAAUAUUAAUGCUGUAAAGGUGUUUAGCGGAGUGGGAAUGUAAAAUGGGAGAGUUUAUAAUAUUCAGGGCUUCCAUCCAUUGAGAUCAUUGCAAGGAGAAGCUACGCUGUAAAAUGUGUGUCAGUGUUAGCAUCUCAAAUUGAAAGGGUUUCCAUUCAUGUACAUGCUGUUUUGUACACAUCAGGGGUGCUGACAUGUUGCAAAGAACUUAACUCUUAAGUUUAAAACCUUAUUAAAAAGUCAUGCCCAUCUGCUGAAACCCACAAACAAUGUUAUGCAUUUAAAAAUAAAUACAUAACUUCAAUACAGAAUAUAAUGUAAUGAGAUGCAUACAUAGAGAUUAAAAAGGGAUUUGACUGUACUAGGUGAACUAUAUACUGUAGGUGACAGGCGGACCUGUGAGGCAACAGGUGGGAGUGUUUUGAUACCAUCCUCUGUGAUGUUAAUGCCGACCGCUCGUCCUGCACCUUCAGCCUUUAAUCUCCUCUGUCCUCUGUCUGCGCUCAGCAAAGCCUCAGCCUGCUGAUUUUUCUGACGCUGCGGUGAGGCCAAGUGCCACCAGCUUUUUACUCUCUGAUCCUCCAUCCCACUGAGAAAAAAAACAGACUCCCCAUUACAGUUAGAAUAACCUGUUUUACUUUCUGUAUUUAACCGGCUUUGUGAAUAUUUGAUAUGAAUAAAUAUUUACAUCACAACUUUAA